Messenger RNA from Monosiga brevicollis MX1, 7917 nucleotides. RefSeq lists its product as uncharacterized. Gene Ontology annotation, molecular function: cysteine-type endopeptidase activity. The coding region runs from base 1 to 7917 and encodes 2638 amino acids. NCBI's taxonomy places the organism in Eukaryota, Choanoflagellata, Craspedida, Salpingoecidae. Gene Ontology annotation, biological process: proteolysis; meiotic chromosome separation. Gene Ontology annotation, cellular component: nucleus; cytoplasm; mitotic spindle. The record is from RefSeq and is a predicted model, not a curated record. The transcript is spliced from 36 exons.
AUGGCGGUGUUGGCUGCGCUGCAGGCCAACGACGACGGGGCCUUUCGCCUGGCUCUCGAGGCUCACCAACAACUCGACGCCACCAAGCAAUGGGCUGCGGCCACGAAGAUAGUAGCGGCCUUGGCCACUUCGACGCCCAAGGCGCUUCCAGAUGCCGCUCAGGCGCAGGCCAUACAAUUUUUGACCAGUUUACUCGAGCAGCCCAGCUUUAAAAGUGACGCGCGGGCUGGCUUGGUCAUGAAAGUUGCCGCAGGCGCUCUCCAAGCACAGCGCUACGACCUGGCAGGCAAAUUGUACGGCCUACUUCUUCAGCGAUGCGAGCCAAAUCCAACUCAAGGCUCGGGCUCGCCGUCCAGUCAGCAAGAAAACGCCUGCCUUUCCGUUUCCGUAGACCUAGUUUUGGACGUUGCUCUGCGCUGCAUGCAGUGCUACGCUCGGUGCCAAACCUUCUGUCACGGCACUUCUGUGCAAGACGCCUGUGCACGCCUUCACCUGUUCGACUGGGAGGCACUCCGCACCCAUCGCAUCGUCCCAGCUCUCAUCAAGGCCCUGCGAGAAUUGGUCAUGGUCACCAUCAAAGCUGCAGCGCCCAGUGCCGCCGUGGUACUCCUUCAACUACAAUUUCUGGUCAACGAUCAUAAGGUUGAAGCUGGCUUUGACCUUGAUAAGCUCAACGAAGCAGGACUGCAGACCAUCCUCAAGGCAGACAACACGGCUAGGGUCGCCAUUGAGCAAGCUGUGCAGCACUUUCUCGCCCACCCGGCCCUGAGGCCAGCCUCACCUGGUCGGCUAGAAAUUGGAGCCUGCUUCUUAGCCCGUUUGCAAGCCAAAGAGGCAACGCUCGCGCUUCUCAACCGCCUGCCGCAGCAGGAUGCUCGCGUGCAGUGGGUGUGCUGGUUGGUUCGCCUGUGCGUUGCGGGCGAGGCACCUCAGUCCAUCCCCAGCUCUUGGUCACCCUCCUGGUUUGGCCCACCUCUAGCCAAUUAUGUCGCCACAUACGCUGCCGCACAACUGAGAAGCGGCAGGCCUUGUCCCAAAGACGUUGUCACAGCCAUCGUGGCGAUGUUCCAAAAGACUGGACAAGCCGAUGGUCAACUUGUCAGCCCCGAAGCCUGGGCUGCCAUGGCCACACUAGCCACGUGGGGCGUGACGAACCCUGCAACCCCCUUUCCGGGCAUUCUCUCGUGUCUUUCGGCACUUGCUCGGUUUCACACUAGCAAGGCAUUAGCCGCGCGCUACAGCGGCCUCUUGCACGUGGCUGAUGUCCAAACUUACAACCAAGGAGUGGCUGCACUCAGCAACAAAGACAGUAGCCGUGCCAUAGCUUUCGGAACUCUGGCCCUGUUGCUGGCCCAUGCUGACGGCCAGGCCACUUCGGAUCGGCGCACUGCUCGCCUUCAGCUCCUGCAACAAGCCACCAAACUGGCCACACGGGCGUCAGAUUUGCUUGUCGGAGAACAAUUGGUGGCAGUGGCCCUGCGCUGGCUUACGCCUCACAUGACGGACACCGCCUAUCGCGCUGACGCUAUAGUCUGCUAUUUGCAGUGCUUAUCAACAAGCCACACAGCGUCUCCUGACAAAACCAAUGAUCUUACUGCCCCACAAGACGUGCUUCGCGCGGUUGUACCCACAGAGGACAUCGAAGAGACAUUCAAAUGUCUACAUGCCUCGCAUCGCUCGCUUAUCACUCGCGGCACAGUCGUGCCCGAGCUAGUGGCUUUGGUCUUCACGGCCUCGGGAAGUGACGUGGACCUCUUAAGCCGCCUGGUCCUUGCUCUGCCAGCCGGCCUUGAUCGCAAACGUCUUCAGCCGAGCUUGGAUGGCCUGAAAAGCCCAAGAUCAACGCCAACAUCUCUGCUAGCGAUUCUGCAUGCGAUUGUAGAUGGCACGAUGAAGCACCAAGAAGACACCACGGCUGACCCUGCUACAUUAUUGACGCACCUGCAUGCCUUGGACCAGCUGCUGGCUGAAACCGAGUUUAACGCUGCCCUUGCAGAGUUGAUUCGCAGUGUGCUCGAAUGGGCGGCUGUACACCUCAAAAAAUUGGUUCUCCCCUUGCAUCAGGUAUACCUUGAGCGAGCGAUUGAGUACGCCAAUAGCCUUCACAGUCUUGACCUCAAAGCGUUAGCCCAGCUACGCUUGGCAUUGCUUCUGGCUCAACUUCACCACGUCGCCGAUGCCGAAGCGCAGUUGGCUACGGCCGAGGCGGCAAUUGCAAGGAACCGGUAUCUCGCUGAUGAAGCAACGUACCCGUGCAGUGCUGAUAAUAAUGGUGUACAAACGGAUUGGGCUGGACUCAAAGUACUUGAGCUGAAAGAUCGGCUCCGAGCUCUCGGCUUGCCCGUGUCAGGACGCAAGGCAGAGCUGAUUGAGCGUCUGGAGAGCCACUAUGCUACCGAGACCCCGCCCACCCUACCUCAAGUGUCGGAAGCAAACAAGGAUUCGCCGUCCACCUCCCCACCUUGCCUCCCAACGUCUUUGUCAGCCUGGACAAUCGAACUUGAGCGAAUCUUGGCCCACGACAAUCACCUGGCUGCAACUGAAGCUCGACGGUGCCAUGCUGCCUUGACCCGUGCCUAUGGCGUCCAGGCGCCGGAAAAGGCACUUCUCCAUCACUAUGCCUCUCUGGGCGUGACUACUCAACGACAAAUGCAAGAGCUAGAUCGCUGGAAUACCACCCAAACUAGCGUGCAACUACUACGCGAUCUGCAACAAAGUCUGAGAGAGGCAGCGUCAAACACGAGCGGAGUGGUCGUGGGUGUGCAGGGAUCUCAAGAUUUUGCUUGUAAAUACGAUAUCGUGAUCUCCCGAUUAGACGUGGACGGACCAGUGCUGCUGCGCUUGGGCAAGGAAAGUCACGUUUUGGCAGAGCUGCAAGGUCGCAUGCAAAAGCUGCGCGAGGCCAAUACGGCCUCCAUCAAGCUACCCACUCAGACAGACAACGACAAAGUGGAAUGGUGGCGGCAACGACGAGCUCUAGACAAUGAAGUCCAAGCUUUUUGUCGCCAGCUCGAAGCUGAUGUGCUGGGCCUGUGGCGAGGCCUCAUUCUGGGCCCACUUGUGGCGCCAGCUGCUCGCGCAAUUGUGCAGAAAGAACUGGAACGCUGCGCACAGGAAAUCGCAACCACCAAGCAUGGACCGCUGUUGCCAACCCAAGAGAAGCUUUUGGCCAGCUUGGUGGAAGGCCUGGCUGAUGCAUUUCCCAAAAUGUACAUGGAUCUUUCUCAAGCUGUGCAAGACUUGUUUGGCGACUUGGACGGGACUGAUGAAGAACUGAUCGUUGACGUCGUCUCAGAGGCGGUGCACAACGUGGCCACAGCUUGGUCUGAGCUACCGGUGGAUGCGGAUACGCACGUGACAAUCACAAGCGGGAGUGACAACAGCACUGAGCGUGCAGGAUAUGAUGAAGACAAAGAUGUUGAUCGAGACGUUGCCGUUAUGGCAACGCCCAUGGCGGGCCGAGCUCGAAGCCGUUUGCCACCCUCAGCUCGACCACAUGCACGCCAGCGCCGUCGCUUUGGAGCCGGGGUGCUUGGUGACGCAGGUGGUGGACUUGAGGAAGGUUGCAAGCCAGGCGACAGUGCGUCCCAUUGCGGCAGCGGCAGCUUGGCCACCUCGCGCAAGCUGCGGCGAGCUCCAGUGUCUCUCUUGCUAGAUCGAGACGGCCAGUCACUGCCGUGGGAGUCGAUGCCAAGCCUGAGGGCGCACACCGUGUAUCGACAACCAUCGUGGAACCUUCUGGCUCAAAGCACGCAACACAAUAUCCAAGUGUCGCGCGCAUCUUACGUAAUCAACCCAGCCGGAGAUCUCAAAAACACUCGUGACCGCAUUCUUCCGCUUUGUGAAGCCAAGUUUUGGCAGGGUAUCCACGAUCGUCUGCCCACCUCCGAGGAGAUGAUUACAAGCUUGGAACAAGCCGACCUGUUCUUGUAUUGUGGGCAUGGAGCCGGCUCCAAAUAUGUGAAGACCAAGACGGUGCGGCGUGCGACGGGACGUGCUGCAGCUUUGCUCAUGGGCUGUAGCUCUGGGCUCUUGCGUGAACAAGGCGAAUUUGAGCCCACGGGCAUGAUUGUGGAUUGCCUUCUGAGCGGAGCGCCUUGUGCCGUGGGCACCCUUUGGGACGUGACAGACCGAGACAUUGACAUGGUCACCCGCCAUCUGCUGGAGAACACACACACACACACAUUCUCUCUCUCUCUCUCUCUCUCUCUCUCUCUCUCUCUCUCUCUCUCUCUCUCUCACUUUGUAAGUCCUGCUGAGCUGGGAGCUGUGCUUGUCAUAUCGCUCUGCAGGUGCCAAGAGCAGACUACCGCGCACGUCUUGGUGGCCCAGACCAACGCAGAUGAGGAUGAUGACCACGUCAUCAACCAGAAGAUUUUCAGCAAGCGCUCGACCGGUCGUGCCGGUGCCCCAGACGUGGCCCAGGAGCAUGCCGCUCCUGAGGCAGCAAGGGACGCCCUAGCGCCUGCUUCUGAAGACCCCGAAAGUAGUGAGGACGAAGAAGCUGAUCAUCAUGUCGCUGAAAACACUUCAGACUCGACGCAUGUCGGGUGCGUCUGUGGCAUGUUUGAAGCCAUCUUUUUUGCCCAAUACUUCCGACAACUCAUCAACUCGCGGUGCAUGAUGAGUCUGCUGGAAGGACCUCGCCGUCCACCAAGUUCAAAGCCUAACGUCCAUGCUUCACGCAUUCAGGUGGGAAUCUUGGAGUAUCCAACCUUUGCUGACUCCAGCUCAGAAGAUAACGAGUACAUCCUUCGAUAUGGCCUCGUCUUUUCGCUGAGUUUUGGCGUCAACUUUUUGGCCGUGGCACUCUUGCAAAUGGCCAAUUUGUUGUUGGUUCCCAAGGGCUCUGUGCGCUACACCCUACGCAAGACGCUGUACAUCAUUGCUCUACCAGCCAUCCUCUUGCUCGUUGGCUUUGAAUUGUUGACGGGUGCAUUCAUUUCCCUAUGCUUCAUAACUUACGGUGAUACUCUCGAGGUGUAUCGCAUCGCAGUUGGCGGUCUCGUGGUUUCGCUUGCUCUCUUUGGACCAGCCCUGCUCUAUGUGCUCCUCACCAAGCCAAAUACAGACGCCACACCAAAGCCACACGCCUCGAUUGUGAGCUCCAUCAUCGGAGGCAUCAGCUUUGAAGGCCUCUGGCUGCGUCCUUCAUCUGCAACCGGCGACAGCACAGAAUACUCAGUGAUGCUCAUCUACGCCACCAGCCUCUACCUUUCAGUAGCCCUUAACAUGUAUGCCGUCCUUUCAUCCACGCUUCUUCUCAUCGCCUCGCUCUUUUAUCACGGCAAAGACGGUGCCCAGCGCAUGUUGCUGCGGUAUCACUCUGUCGCUGGGUUGCCUUUUGUCCUGUCCAUCUUGGAUCGGCAACGCAAGCAUCGACUCAAUUUUCUGACUCUUGGAUGGUUUUGGGAGAAGACCAUUCACAGUGGCACUUUUGCCGAGUACAAUACCGACAGCCAUCUUCUGUCACCGUUUUUGACGGUGGCAUUGAUCUCCCUGUUUGCCAACCUGGCAUCUACGUUCACCUCGAUUGUGAUGACCUUCGUUCUGGCCACCGUUCCCGAAUCUGCACUCAAGUCCUGGUUGCUGACCAAGAUCAACCUUAUGUUUUUACCGAAUCUCCUGCUUGUCUUGGGUAUUGCCUCCCUUGCGGGCUCCUUGAGUCUCAUCAUUUUCAUCCUCUAUGAGCGUCAAAUGGCAUGGGCUGCGUUGGGAAUGAUUGGUGGAGCGAGCUUGCUGAUGGUCUUCUAUCGUGGAUACAUCGUGCAAGCGAUUCCUCGAGAGUCGCAUCAGAACCAUCUCCUCAAGAAUUUGUGUCGCGAUCACCACGCCUCAAAGACAGUCUUGCAAUGGAUGACAGGCGGCUAUCUAUUUGCGCUUCUGGCGCGUACUAACACGUCAGACCGACAGGCCUUUGUCUCGCUACGCUCAACCUAUAACAGCCUCUCAGUUGUGGCAACACUGGUGGCUGCCAUCAAUUUCGACCUACUGCGCGAGCUCCCUGAAGAGGCCAUGGAUACCAGUGCAGUCACGGAUUCAGGAGUGCAACUGGCGCGGGCCUCGAAUAGCACUCGAGUUCAGCUUUAUGCCUACUUUGGCCUGGCAUCGGUGGUCGUCAACUUUUUGGCUCUGGGUAUCAGUACCCUGCUGUCAGCCGUCAUGGCUAUUGUGCCCUUGGAGAGCUUUAAAAUGUUUGUCUUCAAGCUGCGCCACGUGCUGUAUUUCCCUGCCGUCCUGAUGGGCUUAGGUGUGCUAGCUGCCGUGACCAGCUGGUGUGUUUUCGUUGAGGUGGUCUACGAGGAUGUGGGAAUUCCCUGGGCUACGAGGGGCAUUGCCAUUGGUUUUGCUGCUCUUUACUUCUUGGCACUAUAUUUUGUUGAGCACGCGACCUCGGGCGUAGCGUGGCGAUGGCAGCUCACGUACAAUGCCGACGAGCCCAGCGCCCUCUAUGACCGCGUGGACGGCGUCUGGUCGGGCAUUUCUUUUGUUGGAGCCCUGCUGGCAGGCGUCUCGUUUCUGACCCUGCAAAAGGCAAGUGCUUCCUUGGGGUUGGCACCAUCUGGCACUGGAAGCGCCAUCUCGCUGGAGUUUUCGCGCAUGUAUGUCGUCUGUAUCUUUUCGUCGCUUUGCUGCAGCUUGGCGGCCACCUUUCUGGCGACAGUGUACCAGAUGAAUAUUUCCCUCAUCCCACUGACCAUGGCCAUCUACCUUGCCAUUCUGCUCUAUCUGUUGGCCUUGCCCUUCUCCAUUGAGCGCCUGUAUGGCAUUGAGAUUGAGAUUGUGAGUUUGGCGGCUGUCAGUUAUCUGUGGGCAGGGCAGGGCAAGGGAUGGGAGGAGGGGAGGUGGGGAGGUGGUCAGGGCCAAGAGGAAAGCCGUACCUCGAAGGGCCGAUGCAUUAAAGACCGCUGCUCCCGGUGUGUUUGUGAGCCGUGGUGUCCUCAGACCAACAACAUGACUUUGUGGGAUGAUACUCCCCACCUCGUCAAGUGUCGCGACCUUGAUGCCAAGUGUAGCGAGCUGGAGGAGAAGCAGCACGCGCUCUACGAGCCCUACAAGAAUAAAUCCGAGAACGUGCGCUCGAAGCCGAGGAAUGAGCACCAGGUGUUGUCUGGUGUUAAACACGCCUUGACAGACGCCAGCGGUGACACGAAUGCUUGGAGCAGAAUGUCCAAGGUCAAAGAGGCCCUUGCUCAAAUGGACGGGUCUGAGAAUCGCCUGAAUUUGAUUGAAGGCGAGCUGGACAAGUUUCCGUUUGCUGCUGCCUUUCGAGCCGAGAUGCUCGGUAAGUUGCAAGAAAUGGAAACCAAACACGCGCGACAGAUCGAGGAGGUGCGGGACGAGCUCAAGGAACAACAAGCCGUCAACAAGGAGGUGCAGGCGGAGCUUCAAACGAUCCGGCAAACGCUGAAGUAUCCCAUCUUGAAGCGCCAAAUCAUCAUCAAGCUCGCCACAAUCGUGGGCGAGCGCUUUUGGCCGAGUGACUCUUGUUCAUGGCCGUGUGACGAUGACAUCCACCGGCUUCGUCUGCUGUUCAAGUACAUGGACUGGGCCACCGCACAGGUGGCGCAAGACGAUGGCUUCCGAGGUCGUGUUCCGCAGAAGGGGUGUCCAGCAGACACAGAAGAUUUCCACACCUUGUUUUACAAGUGGAAGCCGGGCCUUCAGGAGUGGGCAGUCCAAGCGUAUGCUGACGUGCUCCCACGACUGGGUAAUUUGGACGACUUUUUCAAUGCAUUGAAUAGUGUGCGCAGCGAUGGUAACAGGGCGGCGCAUCCGACGGUGCACGAGGAGCACGCGCUUAAGGAGCUGCCGAGCCUGAUCGAGUCGAUGGAGCAUUGUGUGAGAGGGGAAGCCACAGCAGCGCCCGACAGUCAAAAGCUGCUUGAUGUUUUGAAAGCUUUGAAUUCGAAUUGA